Molecule: messenger RNA, 765 nt
Organism: Tripterygium wilfordii
Lineage: Eukaryota; Viridiplantae; Streptophyta; Magnoliopsida; Celastrales; Celastraceae
Product: mitochondrial fission 1 protein A
Exons: 5
Coding region: 122-625 (167 amino acids)
Biological process (GO): mitochondrial fission; peroxisome fission; autophagy of mitochondrion
Cellular component (GO): mitochondrial outer membrane; peroxisomal membrane
Molecular function (GO): protein binding
Source: RefSeq, a predicted model, not a curated record
AAAAAAGAAGCCCACCCAAAACCUAAAAAAUUAAGAAAUAAAGCCCAAAUCAAUCGAUCUCACUGUUUCUUCUUCAGGUCUACUUCCUAUUUCAAACAACGGUUGCUUAAUCACUUCGCAAAUGGAAGCGAAGAUCAGCGGGUUCUUCGACUCGGUCGCUGCCUUCUUUGGGGGCGGUGAUCAGAUCCCAUGGUGCGACCGCGACGUCAUCCACGGCUGUGAGAGAGAAGUUGCAGAUGCUGCUGAUGCUGACUCGGAGGACCUCAAGCGUGAGAGUAUCAUGCGUUUGUCAUGGGCUCUUGUUCACUCUAGACAACCAGAAGAUGUGCAGCGUGGGAUAGCUAUGCUUGAAGCGUCGCUAGCAAACAAUAGCACACCCUUGCAGCACAGAGAGAAGCUUUAUCUCUUGGCUGUUGGAUACUUUAGAAGUGGUCAAUAUUCAAGGAGUCGGCAGCUUGUAGAACAGUGUUUGGAGAUUGCACCUGACUGGAGGCAGGCUCUUUCCCUUAAGAAGGCAAUUGAAGAUAAAAUAGCAAAGGAUGGUGUAAUUGGAAUAGGCAUUACUGCUACUGCCGUGGGACUUAUAGCUGGUGGUGUUGCUGCAGCAUUGGCUCGCAAGAAAUGAUGGUCGCCAUCCUGAUGUGCAAAAUAAAUAAUGUUCAAGACAUGCCUUCUUUUUUCUUUUUUUUUUCCCUUGGGUGUUCUCUACUUUUUUUUUUGAAACAUCUUAAAUAAAGGAUCUGAAUAUAGUAGAGUUUGUCUGUA